UCGGCAUAUUUUUGUUACGACAGUACGUAAAUCAAGGGCAACCAUCAAAAUGGCGUCCAUAAGCAUGCCAUGCUUGAGACUUUUAAGAGCCAGCAACCAAACAGUGUUUCGGCAAUUUAUCCCCACACUUAACCAUGCUUCUUGCAUACACACCUGCAAUACCCUCAACACAGCUUACAGAAACACAGACUUUGAUAAGAGCUUGGGCUUUAAGAUGAAGUCUUGGAAGUGGGAGAAGUAUAACCAUAUUGUGUAUCCCCCACAGAAGGAAGGCGAAAAUAUCAGGCCAGCAGAAAUCUGCCAUGCUAGAUUUCAAAUCAAGUACAGUCCCCUGAAGAUGUGGUACAUUGCAGGUGUGAUACGAGGGAUGUCAAUAGAUGAAGCAUUGAAACAGCUGUCAUUUUACAAGAGGAAAGGGUCUGCUGUCAUGAAGGAGGUGUUGGAGGAGGCCCAGGAGAUGGCAGUCCGAGACCACAAUGUAGAAUACAAGUCCAAUUUGUGGAUUGCCUCGUCGUUUGUUGGUAAAGGUAAGACUGUGAAGGGUCUUCGGAAACACCGCGGCCCCAGGUACGGGAUUAUCCACUACCGCUACUGCAACAUCUUCAUCAGACUACAGGAGGGACCCCCUCCCAAACACUACUACCCCCCUCCUGCCACAGGACACGAAAAGAUGGAGGAGUUUAUCAAGAACCAGAGAUCCAGAAGGAUUAUUCACUCUUUAUGAGACUAUCCCUUUCAAAUCAUUUAUUUUAUUUUACUCCUGGGACAAGGACUUGCCACAGCUAGACCUGCAUAACAAGUCUUUGCAGAGUGGUUCUCGGAUAUUUGCAAUUUGCUUUAUUGGUCGAAUUUUGUUUGGUCCUUGCUGGUGAGUUUCAUCAGUGUGAUUCAUAUCUGUGACCAAUGUUAUUUUGAAAUUUCCCACAUGAAAUUGGAGCAUGGGUGGCCCAGAGGACUAAGUUGUCAGCUUGCAUCACCUAGUCAUUGGUUCAAAUCUCAGAUUCACCAGACUGACAUUUGGUUAAUCAUCACUGUCCUCCUUGAGGUUUAUGGACGUGUUAAACAGCUGGUAAAUGCCUUCAAUGUGCAGCACAGGCCUCUUCCAGCAUCAUACAUCAUAAAGCUGACAUGUUUCAAGCAGUUGUAAGUCGAGUAGCACACACAGGAAGUCAACUGGUGUGGGUUACCUGCAGGGCUGUAGAAAGGAUGGUCCACCAACUCCCUCUCCAUGUGAUGUUUUUUAUCUAGCAGGGGUGGAAAUAACUUUAAAAUUGCUAGUGUACUCCGGUACAGUGGCACAUGUAAAAUCACUUGCCCUGAUAAUUCUUCCACUAUACCGGCCUAUUUUCUUGUCGUGACAACAUAAUAAACAUGGGAAAGUCAACUGGACACCGGUACAGUGUGAUAUACAAAUUUGCUAGCCCAACAGAAAAAAACACUGGACUGGGGCGUCGGGCAAUGGGUUAUUUCCACCUCUGAUCUAGGCAGCUGUUCCUGGAACUAGGAUGAAGAUUGAGGAAAAUAGGUCGAAGAAGUGCACACCAACAUCUGGGUUACAUCAUGUGGUAAACUAGUGUCGCAUCAAGGGUCUGCUUCUCAGUUGUAGACAAUAAUAUAUUCAAGUUGCUAAGUUAGUAGUGUGUGUGAGAGAAUGUUUGUACAGAAGAAUAAACUGUAAAUAUCUU
Molecule: messenger RNA, 1685 nt
Organism: Haliotis rubra (blacklip abalone)
Lineage: Eukaryota; Metazoa; Mollusca; Gastropoda; Lepetellida; Haliotidae
Product: 39S ribosomal protein L22, mitochondrial-like
Exons: 8
Coding region: 50-724 (224 amino acids)
Biological process (GO): ribosome assembly; translation
Cellular component (GO): ribosome; mitochondrial large ribosomal subunit
Molecular function (GO): structural constituent of ribosome
Source: RefSeq, a predicted model, not a curated record